Pteropus alecto (black flying fox) is the source of this 1881-nucleotide messenger RNA. It is a transcript of the gene CUNH1orf216, whose product is annotated as chromosome unknown C1orf216 homolog. The transcript has 2 exons. NCBI's taxonomy places the organism in Eukaryota, Metazoa, Chordata, Mammalia, Chiroptera, Pteropodidae. Bases 246 to 935 code for a protein of 229 amino acids. The record is from RefSeq and is a predicted model, not a curated record.
CGGCAGGAAACCGAACCAGCCCACGUGGGCCAGGCCGCCCCGCCCCGCGCGCUGACACCUCCCGGCUCCGCAGUCCGCGCCUGGGGCUGGGCGCGCUCUCGGCCACCCCGCACCCCGCACCCCACGCCCAGGUCCCCUCUUGACGUCCAGGCGGAGGGACCCCUCAGCCCGGAGGGUCAAGUUCUCGCCGCCGGGAGUGCAGCACCAGAGCCAGCAGCGCAGAGAGGACGCCUCCAGGCGACCAGAUGUUUGCCAUCCAGCCAGGGGUAGCUGAGGGGGGCCAGUUCCUGGGCGGCCCACCUCCUGGAGUAUGUCAGCCUGAGUUCCACCCAGACAGCAACUCCAACUUCGUGGCAAGUGCCAAGGAUGCCAAUGAGAAUUGGCAUGGGAUGCCAGGCCAAGUGGAGCCCAUCCUGAGGAGGAGCUCCUCCCAGCUGCCCUCUGACAAGCAGGCCUUCCAGGCCCCUGGACUUCCUGAGGGGGAGGUCCGCAGCCCACCAGAGGGGGCAGAGAUCCCCAGAGCUGAGCCAGAGAAGAUGGGUGGUACUGGCACAGUCUGCUCCCCUCUGGAGGACAACGGCUAUGCCAGCAGCUCCCUGAGCAUUGACAGCCCUAACAGCAGCCCUGAGCCUGCCUGUGGGACCCCUCGAGGCCCUGGCAUUUCAGAUCCUCUUCUGCCCUCAGUGGCCCAGGCUGUGCAGAAGCUGCAAGCUCAAGAGCGCUACAAAGAACAAGAAAAGGAGAAGCACCACAUGCACUUGGUGAUGUACCGUCGCCUGGCCCUGCUCCAGUGGAUCCGCGGCCUGCAGCACCAGCUGGUUGACCAGCAGGCCCGCCUGCAGGAGAGCUUUGACACCAUCCUAGACAACCGAAAGGAACUUAUCCGCUGUCUCCAACAGAGGGCAGUGCCAUCCAGGCCCCAGGACCAGGGUUAAGAGUGUACCUCCACAGCAUGGCAAGAGUAUAUGCAUAUAUUUGCAGGCAUGUGUGUGUUUGUGUACAGGUACAUGAUUAUUAGCUGAUAUGAGUGCAGGUAAGCAUAAGUGAAUAUGUAUGUGCUAAUAUGUAGGCGGAUAUAUGCAGACAUGUGUGAAUCAGCACCUGUGCAUCACCUUGUGUGUGUGGUGUGUACACACAAGCUAACUUAUGUGCAAGCCUAUGUAUGAGUGUGUCCAUCUGUGUAUGUAUAGUAUGUAUGUAAGAGGGAGUAAAUUUGUAUAUGCAUGCGAGGACAGGUAUUCAACAGUGUGUAUAUGUGCAUGAAUGAGGAUAUACAGUUGACCCUUAACAACACAGAUUUGAACUGCGUAGGUCCACUUACAUGUGGAUUUUUUUCAGCAAAUAUAUACAUACAGUACUGUAAAUGUAUUUUCCUUAUUACUUUCUUAAUGACAUUUUCUUUUCUCUAGCUUACUUUAUUGUAAGAAUACAGUAUAUAAUACAUAUACAAAACAUGUGCUAACCAACUGUGUUAACAGUAAGGCUUCUGGUCAAUAGCAGGCUACAAGUAGUUAAGUUUUGGGGGAUUCAAAAGUUAUACAUGGGUUUUUGACUGUUGAGGGUCAGCACCCCUAAUCUCUGCAUUGUUCAAGGGUCAACUAUAUAUGCAAAAGAUGCGUGUGCCUAUGAGUGAGUUUGAGUGUGCAGUCUUGUGAUGGGUGUAUGUGAGUGAACCCUCGUGUGUGUAGGCCUGUGGGUAGGGGUGCAUGUGCACAGGUGCAGCAAUGGGAAGUAUAUAUCAGGAGCAUGUGUAUUUGCAGGCAGACUCCUGAGCAAGUGUGUGCAAAUAUAUAUUCAAUCGCACAUGUGGGGCAUCCAUCUAAACCCUGUGCUACCCAUGGCCUGCCAUAGCCUUUUUUCUCCACAGGAUCUCACUGCUCC